Pezoporus flaviventris is the source of this 1236-nucleotide messenger RNA. It is a transcript of the gene RD3, whose product is annotated as RD3 regulator of GUCY2D. NCBI's taxonomy places the organism in Eukaryota, Metazoa, Chordata, Aves, Psittaciformes, Psittacidae. The transcript has 3 exons. Bases 423 to 1016 code for a protein of 197 amino acids. The record is from RefSeq and is a predicted model, not a curated record.
UUCCCCUGAAGAAAUGCCAGGCUGAAACUUUUGCCUUCCUCCAGUUGCCCACGUCCUGCCAACAGCCCUUUGAGCCUUUCCUACUAGGAAAGCCGUUCUGAGCCAUUUAAUGAUUAGCUUGCAUGUGAGCUUUCAAUUAAAACCAGCAGCCACAAUUAAUGGAGCCCACAGGAUCUUCUGCAGGCUGCAAAGACCAGCAGUGGGAAGAGUGGUGGCUUGUCAAGCCUGCUAAAUAGAGAUGGCCAGUUUCCAGCUCUCAAAAGGAGGAGAUGAUGGAUGAGAGAUGGGGAAGGAAACAAUCUCAUACAAACAAGACUCCCUUAGGAGCAGCCAGCACAAGCUGCCAGUGAGCAUGUAAUGCUUGCAUGGGAUUUGUCUUCAUUUGAGACCAGGCCAUUUCCACUGCAGACACGCAGAGCACUAUGUCACUGGCCUCCUGGUUCCGGUGGAACGAGCCCCCAAGCCGCAUUUCCCAGAGGAGCCCCACGGAGAUGGUGGUGGAGACGCUCAUGAUGGAGCUGAGCUGGCAGACCAAGCAGGCAGAGAAGCAGCAGCGAGAGCGGGAGAAUGAGUAUCGCAAGAUCAAGACCGGGGUGGACUACGGCUGGCUGGUCAGCUAUCCAAAGCAGAGCUAUGAUAUCAGCCCAGGAGAGCGCCUGCAGCUGGAGGAUAUGUGUACCAAAAUCCACCCGUCCUACUGUGGGCCUGUCAUACUCAGAUUCCGGCAACUCAUUGCUGAAUAUGAACCAGAAGUGCAGGAAGUAUCCCGGCUCUUCCGCUCUGCCCUGCAGGAAGCUGCUGAGAAGAUCAAAGAAGAGGAAGAGGCCAAGAAGCUUGCCAGGCAAUGGAACACAAAGAACAAAACCAGCCUCUCCUUAACAACAUUCAAAUCCCGGUCCAGGAUUUCCCCGUUCAUCAGUGACAUCAAGACCAUCUCUGAGGAUGUGGAACGGGGCACCCAGCCCACCAGGAGGGUUUGGAGCAUGCCAGAGUUUCGGAAUGCCAAGGAUUACUGACUCGAUGUUGAAUAAGGUUUUUAGAUCUUUCACAAUCCCAGUUAACUCUUUUCUAGCUCUACUGUUUGUUCCUUCUCCCUGCCUGUCUCUUCUCUUGGAAGCUGUGUCCAUAGUAACUGCUGCUCAUGCCCGCGGUGUGUGACACAAUUCAUGACCAAACAUGCUAGCCUUUCCUUUAAUUUAGUAGCUAAUCAGUAACCUUACGGGCAAGGCUCACUGA